AUGGAGCGCUCGGCUUUCCGUACCACAGUCACCGCUUCCUCCAGCACAGCUUCGCUCUCCACUGUGUCUUGGAGAGGAAACGCUGCCUUUGGACAAGCCAGCUGCAGACUGGAGGACCUUGUGCUGCUCUUGGCCAUUUCUCUCUUCCCUGACCAAGACCGUCCAGUGAGAAGUCACCUCGAGACAGACAGAAUAUGUGGCUAUGGGACUGCUCGCUGCCGAUGGAAAUGUAAGGCACAGGAACACAAGAUUGGAAAGUGCCCCAACACCUACGUUUGCUGUUUGAAAACAUGGAAACAAGAGUCGACUCCUCACCGAACACCAAGUUCUGAACCCAGUGCUGCUACCCACAAGAGUUGCCAGCAACAGAACCCCUGAGUCUUCCCUUCCUCAGCCCUGAAGCAAGGAGGUCCCCAGAAAGACCACGGACUCAGCCAUCAAAGGAGGUUGCUGAGCUGCAGCCCAGGUCACAGCAGGGGGGCAG
Ictidomys tridecemlineatus (thirteen-lined ground squirrel) is the source of this 484-nucleotide messenger RNA. The record is from RefSeq and is a predicted model, not a curated record. Lineage: Eukaryota; Metazoa; Chordata; Mammalia; Rodentia; Sciuridae.